Aegilops tauschii subsp. strangulata is the source of this 1015-nucleotide messenger RNA. RefSeq lists its product as uncharacterized. The record is from RefSeq and is a predicted model, not a curated record. Lineage: Eukaryota; Viridiplantae; Streptophyta; Magnoliopsida; Poales; Poaceae.
AAACCCCGCGAGACCCGCUCCAGUCCACGGCGUCUCCCGUCCUCCCCACUCGCGCGCAACCGCAGCCCGCCUCUCUGUCCUCUCAACCACCGCAGUCACCACCCCCCGACGCGAACGAGACGCCGUGCCGCCGAUCGAGGCCUGCCGAUGGACCGGCGGCCGGAGCUGCGGCGCGCCAUGACGCUCAAGGAGCAGCUCUCCACGCCCGCCGAACCGGCCAUCCGCGACUUCCUCAGGAUCCCGGACGACGACGACGACGAGGAAAGGCCGUGCACGCUCAUGGACGCCAUCGACCGGGACGUUCGAGGCGAGGGCGGGGCCGGCGGUGCGAUCAACUGGAGGCCGCUGCGCCACCGGCUCUGGCUCCGCCGCGCCGCGGGGGCGUGGCACGCGGCGGGGUCGGAGACCAAGCCUAGCGCUGCGGCGAGCCGUGCCGCCCCGAGAAGCAGCGGCAAGAGCAACUACACGUCCGGUGAGGCGUCCGCCGCCUUCUCCCGCGCGCCGUCGCUUCGCGCCGUGGUCGACGACGAGGGCGGCAGCGACGUCGAAGAGGAGGCGGAGGACAAUGAUUUGCCGCCGCCGGCCGCGGCGUCGACGUCCCUCAUGACGCUGAUGGAGCAGGCCGACGGCCACUGGGACGAAGCGGGCGAGGACGGCGGCGCGUCCCGGUGCGGCUCGGUCGAGGACAACGACGAGGACGGUCGCGGCGAGCGCCACGAAGAGGAAGAAGAGGAGGAGCUGCAGGUGUGCUGCGUGUGCAUGGUGCGGCACAAGGGCGCGGCCUUCAUCCCGUGCGGCCACACCUUCUGCCGCCUCUGCUCCCGCGAGCUCCGGCACACCCGCGGCAACUGCCCGCUCUGCAACGUCUUCAUCCAGGACAUCCUCCACAUCUUCUGAACUGGAUCCUCUGCCAUGCAUAGUUGCAUGUCGCCGAUGUUCAGUCAUGGGUUAAUUUGUUUGGAAUAAGAAACAAUGUUGGGAAUGGAUGUAAAUUUUGAAACGGUUUUUCUUCGAA